AUGGAACCAGCCUCUGAUCAUCAUCAUCAUCAUCAUCAAAAUCAUCAACAACUCUCUUUAGCCUCUAAGGAACUCAGCAAUAUCAUCAAAGGGAAAAGAACCAAAAGGGUUAGGCCACAAUCUCCUAUUCCUUUUUCCAUCACUGCUAAUUCUUCAACUGGAGAAGGAGGUGAAAGAGAGGAUUGUUACAAUGGUGAUGAUGUCGUCAACAACAACAAUAUCAAUAUCAAUAUCAUCCACAAUAACAACAAUACCUCUCCGACAACAUCUUAUGUCGAAGAGAAACAGGAAAGUGUUAUGGAUGAUGAAGAACAUGAUAUGGCAAACUGCUUGAUUCUAUUGGCACAAGGACAAUCCAAGGAAUCGCCGAAAACUACUGAUGAAUUGGAUGGUGGAAUGAUGAACUACACAAAAUACAGCAGCAGAAAGUUCAUGGAAGCUGCUACUUUGGAUUCUGGAAGAGCUGGUUUCUAUGUUUAUGAAUGCAAAACAUGUAACAGAACAUUCCCUUCAUUUCAAGCGCUUGGUGGCCAUAGAGCAAGUCACAAAAAGCCAAAAGCAUUGGCAAUUGCUCAAGAGCGAAAACAGUUUUUUGAUGAUGAUCAAGAGUUUCAAUUCAAACCCAAUCAUAAGCCAGUUUCCCUUCAAUUGAAUAACAAUGGUAAGGGAAAUCUAUACGGCGGAAACAACAACAACAAGUCUAAGGUUCAUGAGUGUUCCAUCUGCGGUUCUGAAUUCACAUCCGGACAAGCACUUGGUGGGCAUAUGAGGCGCCACCGCGCACCGGUGGGGUCAUCAACUGCCAACACCACACUCUCGUUGACACCAAUGGCUUUGGAGCCUGAUGAAGAUCAUCAACCUAGAAAGAAAAGGAAUGUUUUAUCUUUGGAUUUGGAUCUCAACCUUCCUGCACCUGAAGAUGAUCACAAAGAAUCAAAGUUUGCCUUUGCUUCCAAGCAACAACACCAACAACAGCAUGGACAAAAACAACAUCAACAACAACAACAGCAACAGCAGCAACAACAGCAGCCACAACAAACAAAUCUCGUCUUCUCUGCACCAGCUCUGGUAGAUUGUCAUUACUAA
Lathyrus sativus (Indian pea) is the source of this 1086-nucleotide messenger RNA. NCBI's taxonomy places the organism in Eukaryota, Viridiplantae, Streptophyta, Magnoliopsida, Fabales, Fabaceae. The record is from the annotation of a GenBank genome assembly.